AUGCUUGACCUCGAAUUGCUCCAUUUCUGGAUGACCCAAUCCGUAGUGGAUUUUGGAGGCCGCGCUGAAAUCACCACCCUCUUCCAAACCACAAUCGUCCAGAUCGCAUUUGAGUAUGAUUUUCUAAUGCAUGCAAUGCUCUCGCUGGCCGCCUGCCAUCUAUCUCAUACCCGGCCACAGAAGUCGUCCAUGUACCGUUAUGCGUCCGACAGGCACGCUGCGAUAGGGCUAUCCUUGUCCCAGCCGCACAUCCUCAAUCUCGACGAAACCAACUGCCACGCAUGCUUUGCGUUCUCAACAAUCACCUUCGCCCAUGCCUGGGCCUCACAAGACCGCACCAAACCAUCAACACUAUUCUUCACGCCCUCUCAAGCUGAUGAGGAGGCGGAUACCCUUCAGAUUAAAUGGGUGAAGCUCCAUCGGGGGACGCACUCGAUAUUAGGUUCGGUAUCCCCCACCCUUCGAAAUGGUCCAUUGAAACCUUUGUUUACCCCUUGGGGGCGUGUCGAUCCAAAUCGGCCUAACUUACUCCAAGACGAGGAUAAGAAGUGGAUUGAUGACUUGUCCGAAGCAUGGAGUUCUUCCAUGAUGUCCGAAGCACAGAAGGCAGUUAUGCCAGCCGCUCUCGACACGAUUCGGAGAGUAUUUAGCAUGUUGACCUAUUGCGAAGAGGUCGAUAAAACAUCCUGUAUUAUGUCCUGGUUCUCGCGCGUGUCUGAUGAAUUUCUGGAGAUGUUGGAGAACAAAGUCCCAGAGGCGCUGUUGUUAGUGGCGUAUCUUUCGGUGGCACUGAAAAGAAUAGGUUAUCUCCGCCAGUGGUGGCUAGAUGGUAUGGCAGAGAACUUGCUGGGAACAAUUCUAAAUGAGCUUGGAGAGGGUUGGGAGCGAUGGACAAGUUGGCCUAUAGAGCAAGUGUUUACGCGUAAAGGUAUUCAGGAUUAUAGGGGAAACAUCGUGGGGCCUUAG
Molecule: messenger RNA, 966 nt
Organism: Venustampulla echinocandica
Lineage: Eukaryota; Fungi; Ascomycota; Leotiomycetes; Helotiales; Pleuroascaceae
Exons: 1
Coding region: 1-966 (321 amino acids)
Biological process (GO): regulation of transcription by RNA polymerase II
Molecular function (GO): DNA-binding transcription activator activity, RNA polymerase II-specific
Source: RefSeq, a predicted model, not a curated record